This is a messenger RNA of Phlebotomus argentipes, 3082 nucleotides long. It is a transcript of the gene DCX-EMAP, whose product is annotated as echinoderm microtubule-associated protein-like CG42247. Gene Ontology annotation, molecular function: microtubule binding. The record is from RefSeq and is a predicted model, not a curated record. The transcript is spliced from 11 exons. Lineage: Eukaryota; Metazoa; Arthropoda; Insecta; Diptera; Psychodidae. Bases 19 to 2856 code for a protein of 945 amino acids. Gene Ontology annotation, biological process: microtubule cytoskeleton organization; intracellular signal transduction. Gene Ontology annotation, cellular component: mitotic spindle.
AGAGCCGCCAGUCCGACCAUGGACAACAUGAGUGAAGUGUCUAGUCAGUUGCCGGGGGCGCCUCUGCCGCGCUCCAAGAGUCGCACCGAGUUCGGCGCCAGUCGCUACGCCAACGCGUCCUUCUGGAAGGCGCGCCGGGUGCUCUUCUACCGCAACGGGGACCCCUUCUUUCCCGGCGUCGAGUAUCGCUUCAAGCCCGGCCGGGAUGUGGCCACAAUGGAGGCUCUCCUGGACAAGAUCUCGCCGCGCCUGGAUUUGCCGCGCGGCGCCCGUUUCGUCUUCUCCAUGGACGGCGAUCGCAAGUACUCGCUGGAGGAGCUCGAGGACGGAGCAUCUUACGUGGUGUCCAGCUUCAAGACCUUCAAGCCCGCGAGCUACGGGAAGAAGAACGGAAUGUGGUACGCAUCGCCCAGCAAUCAGGGCUGGGGCGCCGCCAGCAAAGCCGAGCGUCGGAAAUCCUCCAUCAUCGAGGCGGAUGUGAGUCCAUCGGGAGCCUCAGGCAGCGGUCUGAAGGCCAGUGCAGGCCGUGUGAUCCGCAUCAUCAACAAUCUCGAUCACACGGUUCAGUGUCGCGUGCUUCUCAAUCUUCGCACGUCGCAGCCUUUUGAGGAGGUGGUGGAGGAUUUGGGGCAGGUGCUGAAGAUGACAGGCGCGAAGAAGAUGUUCACCGGCAGUGGCCAGGAGGUGCGAUCCUUCUCGCAGCUGCGGAAUGAGUUCGCCGACAUGGACACAUUCUAUCUGUCCCUCGGCGGGAAUCCGGGCACCACUCCAGCCUCGCCAGAGCGCCGAUCGCGCUCGCGGGCCGGCAUGGUGGCCCCCGUGGUGGCCGAGGACACGGCCAAGGGGUCUGUGCGCCAGAGAGCGCGAAGCAAAAGCCGCCCGAGGGUCCUCUAUGCGCCAGAAAAUGAGAUUGUCCGCUCCAAUCAAGAGUACACGAUUGUCGAUGCUCUCAAAGAGGAGCCCACAAAGGUGAUCAUCAAGGGACUCCGGAGGACUUUCUAUCCACCAAUUCAUCACCCAUCGAUCGACAACAGCCCACCGGACAAGAAGCUUCAGCUCCACUGGGUGCACGGCUACAGAGGAAUCGACGCUCGCCGGAAUCUAUGGGUUUUGCCCUCGGGAGAGCUUCUCUACUACGUGGCCGCCGUGGCGGUACUCCUGGACAGGGAGGAGGAAGCCCAGCGCCACUACACUGGCCACACUGAAGACAUCAUGUGCAUGGAUAUUCAUCCUUCUCGUGAAUUGGUGGCUUCUGGACAGAGAGGCGGGCGAGACAGAAAGUCUCAAGCACACGUGCGCAUCUGGAGUACAGAAUCCCUGCAGACUCUGUACGUCUUCGGGAUGGGAGAGCUCGAUCGUGGGGUGACUUCUGUGGCUUUCUCACAAUUGAAUGGCGGAAGUUAUGUUCUCGCUGUGGACGCUGGUCGAGAGAGUAUCUUGUCUGUAUGGCAGUGGCAAUGGGGUCAUUUGCUUGGAAAAGUCGCUACUCUCCAAGAAGGACUCUCUGGAGCCUGCUUCCAUCCCUUGGAUGAUAACUUGAUCAUCACUCAUGGAAGAGGUCAUCUAGCCUUCUGGCAUCGUCGCAAGGAUGGAUUCUUCGAGAGAACAGACAUCAUUAAGAAUCCUUCUCGUACGCACAUUACUAGCAUCCAAUUCGAGCCUGACGGAGACGUGGUGACAGCCGAUAGCGAUGGCUUCAUCACGAUCUACAGCGUCGACGCGGACGGAGCCUACUUCGUGAGGAUGGAGUUUGAGGCGCACACAAAGGGUAUAAGCUGCCUUGUGAUGCUCUCGGAGGGAACUCUCCUGUCCGGUGGAGAGAAGGAUCGCAAGAUUAUCGCCUGGGAUUCGCUCCAGAACUACAAGCGCAUCACAGAGACGAAGCUUCAGGAGUCAUCCGGUGGCGUGCGAACAAUUUAUCCUCAGCGUCCUGGUCGCAAUGAUGGGAACAUCUACGUGGGAACAACUCGGAAUAACAUCCUGGAGGGAUCUCUCCAGAGACGCUUCAACCAGGUGGUGUUUGGCCAUGGACGUCAGCUUUGGGGUCUGGCUGCGCAUCCUGAUGAUGACAUCUUCGCCACGGCCGGUCAUGACAAGAAUAUCGCGCUGUGGCGAAAGCAGAAGCUCUUGUGGACCUCACAAGUGGCGUACGAGUGCAUCUCCCUCGCCUUCCAUCCCUUCGGCUCAGCUCUGGCGGCUGGCAGUAGCGAGGGUCAUCUGCUGAUCAUGAACUCCGACAAUGGGGCGUCAAUGUUGACCCUUCGCGUCUGCGGAUCACCUCUCAAUUGCAUUGGAUACAACCUGGCUGGCGAUAUGAUUGCUAUUGGAUCGCAGAACGGCAGCAUUUAUCUGUUCAGAGUGUCCAGAGAUGGGUAUUCGUACAAGAAGGUCAACAAGAUUAGAGGCGCUCAGCCUCUGACGCACUUGGACUGGAGUAUCGACGGAGUGUAUCUGCAAACAGUGACCACGGACUUUGAUCUCCUGUUCUGGGAUGUGAAGUCCUUGUCUCCGGAAAAGAGCCCAAUGGCCAUGAAGGACGUGAAGUGGGCGACUUUCAACUGCACCGUGGGAUAUGUGGUGGCAGGAGUGUGGAAUAAUCGCUAUUACUCAUCCAAUUCCACCCUUAUUUCCACGGGAAGUCGGGCUACUGGACAGGAUAUGCUGAUAUCCGGAGAUGCAGAUGGAUAUCUCCGACUCUUCAGAUAUCCUUGCAUCACCCCGAAGGCUGAGUACUCGGAAGCUAAGGUCUACUCGGGAACAUUGGCUUGCGCUCGCUUCCUGUGCGGCGAUCGCAUGGUUGUGACUGUUGGCGGAACUGACGCCUCUCUCAUGAUAUGGGAUCUCAUUGAAGAAUAACCUCUGUGGCCCCCGGCGUGGUUCCACACCGCUGCCUCGGAUCACUCACCGUCACCUUCAUACAAGAAUUUAGAGCACCGUCGAAGCACCGUUUCCUCCACCUUUACGAGUGACACCUCCUGCCUCAAUGGCUUCACCGGCCGCGGCGCCAUUCCGCGAUGGUAAUUUGCAGGCGCCCGAUGACUCACCUGAGGAAAUCACCGUGGCCGCUGGCGACAAUCCCGAC